Racocetra persica is the source of this 512-nucleotide messenger RNA. Lineage: Eukaryota; Fungi; Glomeromycota; Glomeromycetes; Diversisporales; Gigasporaceae. The record is from the annotation of a GenBank genome assembly.
GAUUGGAUGUAUCAAGGAUAUUUUAGAGAUAUUAAUAUGGGUAUAAAUGAUAAAAUUAAGUUGGGAGAUACAUUUGGUGAACAUGAUUUGGGUUAUCCAGUUUUUAUUUCAGGUGAAAGUAUUGAAAUAGCAUAUCACCCAGAUUUAACACAAGUUAAUAAUUAUAUUAAUUGUUGUGCUAAAAAAUAUAAAGAACAAAAUAUUAUAAAAAUUAAAGAAGAAAAAAUAAACGAAUAUUUAAUGCUUAUAAUAAUUAAAAAAGCAAGAUCAUCUGUUCCAAUCUCAAUUUCACAAAAACCAAUUUUAAUUCCUCAACCAUCUGUUCCAAUUUUAAUUCCACCGAAUAUUAUACCAGAAAAAUCUAAUGAUAUAAAUGAUAAAAAUAUAUUUAAUAGUAUAAAAGAAGAAAUAACAGAUUCAAUUAAAACAAAUAAUGAUAUAAAAGAUCUUAUAGAUGAUUUAAUUUUAAAACAAGAUGAUAAAAAUAAAUUACAUAAUCUUAGAAAACAGAA